Molecule: messenger RNA, 2924 nt
Organism: [Torrubiella] hemipterigena
Lineage: Eukaryota; Fungi; Ascomycota; Sordariomycetes; Hypocreales; Clavicipitaceae
Source: the annotation of a GenBank genome assembly
GACGAGCGGUGUAGCUGCCCAAGUCAUCGUACGCUGGGCGGACCUGCCACCCGCCCGCCGCCGUUGGCCCCGGCACACUGCCCCCCCCCUGUAGCCACGGUGGUUGGGCUCUGCAGCUACCGCUACGGCCCGCGCAAAACCUCCACUCCAAUGCCAUGCAUACAUCGACAAUUCUUGACCGCAACAUUCGUCUGGCUCGCCCCCUUUGCCCCUGGCGACUUUCUCUUACGGGCUUAGCUUGGACAGAUCCCGUCCUCUAGCUCCCGCGAGAAUGUCAUCCCCGGAUUCUUCUCCUUUGCCUCGCUCGUCCUCGCCGCUUGAGGGAAUGUCAACAAGCCCAGACGAGCAGCAUCAACAACAUCAAGAAUCCUCACAAACUACCGACGCUAUGAACAGGGGCAGACCACGAUACCGCCACCCGCAACAGCUCCACCCUAGCUUUACCUUACCAACCGAUCCGAGCCUUAGCAGCGCGCGCCAUACCAAGUGCCCAUCCUGCACCUCGAGUCUCGAUGAGCGUGGCUUCAAUGAAGAUGGCCUCUCGCCACCACUGCUUUCCAGUCCCAGUAUAGCUUCUAGUCUUUCAUUUUCGACACCCGGUAGUGCUGGCUCACUACGCCGUCGCUUAUCUCGCUCCACGCUCCACGACCAAGAUCACGACCGCGACUCGCUUGCGCAGAGACAGCACUUGGCUAAGCGCCUCAGCUUUCUCGCACAACGCUUAGCGUUUGAAGAUGAUAUUGAUGAGGCUGCUAUUACAGAGCAAAUAGAAGACAUGGAAAGAACCUUUGCGCGAUCAUCGCAUACAAAAUGGGACGACAAGCAAGAUGCGAAGCUGCGCAGUCCUCGAACGCCUCGAACUUCUAGCGAUUUUGGGUCAAUAAUUUCAUCACCAGUGUCGGAUCUGAUACGUGCAGAAAUGACACAAAUGUCAUUGAGGGCUAUAAGAGAACAAGAGGAAGAACGUGCUAGAGAACUUUACCAGCCAGAGUCGACAAUUACCGUUCGUCAGGCGGUGAAAAUUAUCUCUGAAACGAAUAAGCUCAACGACGAGAUGGAAAUCAUUUGCGCCAACUUGCAAGCCAGACAGGAAGAAACAGAUCACAUUAACAGUCUAUUGAUUGAGCGAACCGAACGAGCAGCAGAACGCAUCGUCUUCCUGCAAAACCGGAUUGAGCAUCUUGAUCAAGAACUUAAGGAGAAUGAUGAAGAGCUCUUCUAUCUUGGUAUCAAUCUUCAGGGUGUUUAUGCGCUGAUGCCGCGCCAUCCCGACGAAGCGCUGGUUCGAGGCGUCGAGAUCUGCCAACAAGAAUAUGCCGACAUCAAAGAGCGUCGAGCUCAGCGAACCAACCAGCGCGUACUGAGCAACUCUAGCCAACCCCAUUUGAAAAAGCCACCCCAGGGCGAUAUAACUCCAAAGCAACACUUUACGAUUACUCGCGGCUAGUGCACGCAAUCGCCCGAGUGCAACGAUUUAUGACAACGGCGCCGUCUUGAUACCCUUACGCCAUCUUUUGCAGAAAAGCAUUUGUUUAUUAUGAAGAUUGACGAUUCUUAUGCGUUGCAUGGACUACAUCGAUGAGUACAUUUAAUCCAUCUCCUUAUGUUUCAUUGGUUUUGUACAACAGAAUUUUACGGUGGUGUUUUCGGAAAAGUAUAUAUUAGUGCCGCCUUGAGUCGGUAUCGAAGAUGGGCUCGAUUUCAGGUAGCCAAUCUUUCUGUCUUUGUUUUUAUAAGAAUGAUGAUUAAGAAUACCGUAAUGACGAAUGACAAUGAUACACACGAGCUUUGUUCAAUCACUCUGUUCAGAAUUUGUAACAGUUACGCAUAUUACACUUGCAAAACAAAAGUCCUCAUCAUUUAUUGCUAUUUUAAUUUUUGUACACUCUUAUAAAUAGGAGGAUCGCUCACAGGUUCAGUAGCUUUUGCUUUACGCCUUGUACAGGAUGUCAAGGAAGCCAGUGGCCAAGCCAACAACGACACUCUUGUUUGGCAGAGAGCCAGCGACACCGUAAAGAGCCGCAGAGUCACCCAUUGCCUUACCCUUGGUCGCCUUACCCUCUACCAUGCGGACACGCUCCUUUUCUCUCUCAUCCUCAACAACGGCCUCGAGGUCGGUAAUCAGACGCGACCAGACGGUGGUGAUGGGCAGCGUGACAGCCACAUGAAUGGCCGGAGGAUCUUGCAGGGCGUUAAGGUGCCAUCCCUUGGCGGACAUGCCAUCGGCAAUCUCGUAGAUGUUAAGUGUCUUGGAAGUAAAGGCGACUACUGACACAAGGGGCUUGCCGAGAAUCUCAAGCUCGCCUUGCAGAGUGGGUGAGUCGCGGAUCGAAUCGGCAAUCUUCUUGGUGGUACCGACAAGCUUGCCGCAGGCGUCGACGUAGCCGGACUCGCCAAUCGACAUCAUACUGGCCCAGCAGCCGGCGAUGAGAGCACCAGGGCGGGAUCCAGCCAGGCCGGGCGAGGCAUAGACGCCACCGGCCCAGUCGGGGCAGACGUAGUAUUGGUAGGUGCGCAGCUGCGAGGUGCGGUAGAGAACAGUAGAGUUACCCUUUGGUGCGAAGCCAUACUUGUGGGUGUCGCAGCUGAUGCUGGUGACGCCCUUGAGACGGAAGUCGAAUGGCUCGGAUUCAAAGCCGGCCUUUUCGAGGCAGGCAAUGACGAAGGAGCCAAGACAGCAGUCGACGUGCAGGCACAGCUUGUUCCGGAGAGCAAGCUUGGACAGGCCGGAAAUGUCGUCGAUGAUGCCGUGGGGGAAGUUGGGCGCAGAGCCUACGAGAAGGACGGUGUUGCUGUUGAUUAGGCGAGAUACAGUCUUGAGAUCAACCUGGUAUGUGGGGGCAGGGCAGUCGACAAAGUGAAUCUUGAUCUUGAAGUAGUCGCCGGCCUUGCGGAAAGCUGUGUGAGCCGUCAUGGGCAGAAUC